This is a messenger RNA of Papaver somniferum (opium poppy), 519 nucleotides long. Its product is annotated as probable mediator of RNA polymerase II transcription subunit 36b. The transcript is spliced from 2 exons. Lineage: Eukaryota; Viridiplantae; Streptophyta; Magnoliopsida; Ranunculales; Papaveraceae. Gene Ontology annotation, cellular component: nucleolus; small-subunit processome; box C/D methylation guide snoRNP complex. Gene Ontology annotation, molecular function: rRNA methyltransferase activity; RNA binding; histone H2AQ104 methyltransferase activity. The record is from RefSeq and is a predicted model, not a curated record. Bases 1 to 519 code for a protein of 172 amino acids. Gene Ontology annotation, biological process: rRNA methylation; box C/D sno(s)RNA 3'-end processing.
AUGGAGCUGUUAUUAGCGAUGAUGAAUUGCAGUAGAGAGCUAUCAACACCUUGUUGUACCUACUGGUGUUGUCUAUGCUGUGGAGUUAUGGAUAGAAGUGGAAGGGAUUUAGUUAACAUGGCAAAGAAGCGUAUAAAUGUUAUACCCACCACUGAAGAUGCUAUGCAUUCUUCUAAGUAUAGAAUCAGAAUGUUGGUUGGAAUGGUUGAUGUUAUUUUUUCUGAUGUUGCUCAACCUGAGCAGUUACCAGCUACCUGCAGGCUGCAGGCUAGGAUCUUAGCUCUGAAUGCUUCAUAUUUCCUUGAAAAUGGAGGUCACGUUGCAGUCUCUAUCAACGCGAAUUCUAUCAAUCCAUGGUUCCAGCAGAGGCAGUCUUUGCACAAGAGUGAAGAAACUGAAGCAAGACCAGUCCAAGCAGCUGAGCAAGUCAGACUAGAGCAUUUUGAGCGAGAUCAUGCUUGUGUGUUGGUGGUUACAGAAUACAGAAUAGUACUCAAGACAGCCAAACCUGUUGCUUAG